Molecule: messenger RNA, 758 nt
Organism: Thrips palmi
Lineage: Eukaryota; Metazoa; Arthropoda; Insecta; Thysanoptera; Thripidae
Exons: 2
Coding region: 80-361 (93 amino acids)
Source: RefSeq, a predicted model, not a curated record
UCGAGUAUAAAUGGGCCACCAGGAGGGCCCGACGCAUUAUCUCGCGAACGUUCACUCUCCGACGCAUCCUCGCUAGAACAUGAAGUCCGUGCUCGUGGCCCUGGUCGUGCUGGCGACGCUGUUGGCGGCCUCCAAGGCCGGCCCCGCGGCCGCUCAGCGCAAGCUCAAGCCCCUUGCCGAGGUCCUCAAGAGCGACCGCGCUCCGACCGCCGAGGACGCCGCCGUUGUCGCUGCCGCCGCCGUCCCAGUCGAAUCACGGAAAGUUGUCGGAUGUUACGAGCCGGGCUGCAACUACCAAUGCCAACGCUACCAGUACGCCGGAGGAUAUUGCAGCUGGGGAGAAUGUCUGUGCUGGUACUAAUAAAAGAACAAUCAAUUUAGGGUCUGAAACAGAUUAUUGGACACUCGUCCGCUUGGAGCCGGCCUCAGUCAUCCAAUCGACACCGCUACACCUGAGGCCCGUGGGGCGCCGCCUUAUAGGUAGGCAGCUUGUCGGACACCAGACCCCGCACUUUCACCAAUGCCACAUCACGUCCAAAUGUGAAGCAGGCCACUCAGCAUGACAGGGCGUUUCCGUAGUGUAGCGGUUAUCACGUGUGCUUCACACGCACAAGGUCCCCGGUUCGAUCCCGGGCGGGAACACUUUUUCGGCCACCACUAAUAGCCCCUGCGUGAAACAUCUCACGAAUACAACCCUUGUAAUCAGAGUUUUUAUUUGAUUUCUACUUCAAAAUCUUAAAAUAAAGUUGUGACCAUUU